Wasmannia auropunctata (little fire ant) is the source of this 1481-nucleotide messenger RNA. It is a transcript of the gene Tfb4, whose product is annotated as general transcription factor IIH subunit 3. The transcript has 7 exons. Bases 475 to 1353 code for a protein of 292 amino acids. Gene Ontology annotation, cellular component: transcription factor TFIIH holo complex; transcription factor TFIIH core complex. NCBI's taxonomy places the organism in Eukaryota, Metazoa, Arthropoda, Insecta, Hymenoptera, Formicidae. The record is from RefSeq and is a predicted model, not a curated record. Gene Ontology annotation, biological process: regulation of DNA-templated transcription; nucleotide-excision repair.
UCGUGUCGCAGAUGUCGCUACAUUUCAUCGGAGUGACAGAUUUUCUAACCUAAACACAGUCGCGAAUUUUAACAAUAAAUAUCUCGCAUCUCGGAGUGCCGCACGACUUUUAUUUUAAUUGCCAGAUUCUUUCGUUUCAUACGAAAACACAUCGAUAAUUUGAUCGAUUUUUUUUAGGUGAUGUGUGCUAAACUAAAUAAUUACCUUUUUGUCUCGUAUAAGACACGCGUCGUCAGCUUGCCGGAAACCGGGAAACGGGUUUUCGUAGCGUAGAGACGGCGUCGACGGCGAUGUAGGAAGGCGUCAUAUAACCUCGUGGAGAGGUUGAACCAAAAACACCCUCUAUGCAUAAUUGGAAUAAAUAACAGAAUUAGAGAAAGAUUUAUAGAGAAUCUUUAUUAUUAAAAUAGAGAAAUAAAAGAAAUUUUCUAGAAGGAAAGUUAUAUUUUAAGAAAGAGAGAGAAUUUCAGCAAAAUGUCGCUUGAAAUAGAGACGAGCUUGCUGGUGAUCAUUCUGGAUGUCAAUCCGAUGCAGCGUAUAGUGAAGCAAGAGACAAAGGUACUGUCGCAAUGCUUGGACUCCACGGUUGUCUUUGCCAACGCUCACCUCAUGCAGUCGUCCAGUAAUGAACUGGCGAUAAUGGCGUGCCACGGCCACAACGCUAAUUUCCUCUAUCCCUGUGAGAACGCAGCGGAGAUAAGGCAGAUGGACGGGCAGUACGAGAAGUUCACUAUGGUGGAGCGCACGGUGCGUCAGCAGUUGCAGCAGGUCAUCAAUGAGAUCCCCAUGGACGUUCCGCUGCACACGGAGAGUCUCAUCUCCGGCGCGCUCAGCAUGGCGUUGUGCUACAUCGCCCGGCUGGAGCGAGAGAAGAUCGCCGGCCAGAAGCUGCAUCCCAGAAUACUGGUGAUCACUGCCAGCAACGACUCGGCCACGCAGUACAUGAACUACAUGAACAUAUUCUUCACCGCGCAGAGAAUGAAUGUCAUUUUGGAUGUAUGCAGCCUGGAUCAGGAGCUGACACUCUUGCAGCAGGGCUGCGACAUCACCGGCGGCAAUUACCUGAAGGUGCCGCAGCUUGCUGGAUUGCUGCAGUAUUUAUUGUGGGUUUUCCUGCCGGAUCCCAAUGUUAGAUCGAAACUGGUUCUCCCUCCGCCAGUGAAGGUGGAUUACAGGGCAGCCUGCUUUUGCCAUCAGGAACUUAUCGAUAUUGGAUACGUUUGUUCCAUAUGUUUAUCAAUCUUCUGCAAGUUCAGUCCAAUAUGCACCACUUGUCACACGGUAUUCAAAAUGCCAGGACCCAUGCCAAUGAAGAUGAAGAAGAAGAAGAAGAACGUGGAUAUCGUCCAUUAACCCUUGUAUUAUAUUUCACUCAUAGCAGUUACAUUAGAGCCGAUUCGCCAGAUAAAAAGAAAUAGCCGUAAUUUGCGUAAAUACAUCGCGUGUGUGAAUCGCAAACCCAAUCGUGUGACCCAAUUGUU